AUGCCUCCCAUGGGAAUGCCGACCAUGCCCGGAAUGGGCGGAAUGCCCGGCGGAAUGCCCGGCGGAAUGCCUGGCGGAAUGCCGGGCGCGCCCGGUGCAUCAGCUCCGGGAGCCAACGGCACUGCUCCGCAGGGCAUGGGUGCGAUGCCGGGCAUGCCUGCCGGAAUGCCCGGAAUGAUGCCAGGCGGAAUGAACCCCAUGAUGAACCCUAUGAUGUUCAUGAUGAUGCAGCAGCAGAUGCAGCAGCAAAUGCAGCAGCAAAUGCAGCAGAACAUGCGUCACGGGCAGCUCACACAGACCAUGAUGAAGAAUGCGACCAACGGUCCCGCGGAGUCAAAGCCUGGGGCCACUCUGGCCGAUGACGAUGACACCAUAGACCCCGAGAUACAGGAGCUUUGCGACUAUUUCAACAUCGAGGACAGAUGGAUCAAGAGACUGAACGAAACUAUGAAGAAGAGGCAAGACACAAAGGCAGAAGACAUCGAGAAGUUGUAUGAGACUCUUGAAAGAGCACGAAGCCCCACCGGUUUGCUGACGGUCAAGAUCGGUGAGAUGGAAAGCGGUCGCUUCAUCGGCAAAGUGAAGCCAGCCAAAGAAGUGGAACGACUGGCUCGAAAGUUCAAGCUGGAUGACCCCGUAGCGUCCAGGCUUACAGCACCGCGAAAGAAGGAGAACGAGAUUGACCGCAUGCAUAAGGAUCUGAACACAGUCGAGCAGCAUCUGAAGUAUUGCAAACGCGCCAAUGCCAUGGCCACCCUGCUCGUUGGGAAGUUGCUGGAAGGCGAGGUGGAAGAGCUGCCCGACUUGUCGGAUGCUGAGAAAGUCAUGGACAAGUAUCGUUUAGACGAUGACGCAAAGUCGAAGCUGCGUGAAAUCAUUGAGAAGAGGGCGGAGGACAAAGACGAAAUCUUGGUGAAGAUCAAGAAGCACCUGGACAACUGCAAGAUCGCGAGGCCGUUGAUUGACAACGAGCCCCUGGCUGAUCCACCCGAGCGACCGCAAAAGGGCGGCGAAAAGGGUGCAGCACUUGCUGCACUGGCAACCGCUGAGCAUUCAGACCGGCACAUGAAGCACUUGCGUGCAUUGCAAGGGACCAGGACCGUCGAGACCGGCACCGGAGUCGGAGCCGCGACCGGCAUCGAAGUCGCAGCCGACGGCGGCGCAGUCGGCUGCAGGGAGGAACAGAAGCCCAAAGCACCUUGCCAACGGAGCCGGGGCAAGCGGAGCCGUAGCCGCGGCCGAGAGAAGAGCCAGGAACGCAAGAAGUCGCCCGGACUGUGGAAGCAGGAAGACGUAUUUGAUGAGCUGCUGGUGCUGUUAUCGACGACGAUGGCCAUGAUGGUGGGGCGGUGGCGUUUCGGCUUACUUCCGCCUCUCGCGGGAUGUCCUGGGCAAGGGACCUUAGGUAGCAUGCAGCCGCCCAACGCCAUGGUGCCCACGGCGCCCGGGGCUGCACCCGGCGGGGGUGCACCCGGGCCCGGAGCUCCCGGAGCUCCGGGGAUGCCCCCCAUGAUGGGGAUGCCGCCAAUGCCCGGCAUGAUGAUGGGAGCACCUCCAGCGACGGGAGGAGGGACAGAGCCGGCGAACGGCACCAGCCCGGCACCGGGAAUGCCAGGGAUGCCACCCGGAAUGCCGGGAAUGCCCGGCAUGAUGCCCGGUGGCAUGAACCCCAUGAUGAACCCGAUGAUGUUCAUGAUGAUGCAGCAGCAAAUGCAGCAGCAGAUGCAGCAACAAAUGCAGAAGAUGCAGAACAUGCGACAGGGACAGCUCGCGCAGACCAUGAUGUCGAAUGCGAUGAGUAGCCAGUCAGAGCCCAAGUCGGGGGUCAAGCUCCCGGAUGACGAUGAGACAAUCGAUCCCGAGAUACAGGAUUACUUCAACAUCGAGGACAGAUGGAUCAAGCGGCUGAACGAGACUAUGAGGAAGAGGCAAGACACCAAGGCCGAAGACAUCGAGAAGCUAUAUGAGGUGCUCGAAAGAGCGAGAAGCCCCACCGGCUUACUGACGGUAAAGAUCGGUGAGAUGGAAAGCGGUCGCUUCAUCGGCAAAGUGAAGCCAGACAAAGAUGUGGAGCGACUAGCUCGAAAGUUCAGGCUGGAUGACCCUGUUGCCUCCAGGCUUACCGAGCUUACUCACCGGCGAAAGAAGGAGAACGAGAUUGACCGCAUGCACAAGGAUCUAAACACCAUCGAGCAGCAUUUAAAGUACUGCAAGCGUGCCAAUGCCAUGGCCACCCUACUUGUUGGGAAGCUGCUGGAAGGCGAGGUGGAAGAGCUGCCGGACUUGUCGGAUGCUGAGAAGGUGAUGGAGAAGUAUCGCCUGGACGAUGAUGCAAAGUCGAAGUUGCGUGAAAUCAUCGAGAAGAGGGCAGAGGACAAGGACGAGGUCCUGGUGAAGGUCAAGAAGCACCUGGACAACUGCGCGAAUCCCUCCUCGAUGAUUUGCAAGAUCGCGAGGCCGCUGAUUGACAACGAGAAUUUGCCAGAUCCGCCCGAUCGGCCGCAAAAGGGUGGCGACAAGGGCGAGGGAAAAGGUGGUGGCAAGGGCAAGGACAAGGACAAUCGGGACCGGCACCGCAGCCGCAGCCGCGACCGGCAUCGAAGCCGCAGCCGACGACGGCGCAGCCGGAGCCGUGGCAAACGCAGCCGCAGCCGUGGCAGGGAGAAGAGCCGCAGCCAAGAACGCAAGAAACCGUCGGAAGACUGA
Messenger RNA from Symbiodinium sp. CCMP2592, 2706 nucleotides. The record is from the annotation of a GenBank genome assembly. NCBI's taxonomy places the organism in Eukaryota, Dinophyceae, Suessiales, Symbiodiniaceae.